AUGGUGAUGACGGGAACAGCGAUGCUACGAAUGACUAAAAGGCUGUUUCGCUUGUGUUUUUACAGAUUACGAGUCAUCCUGCAUACUAGCAGCGAAAUAUUUUGCGAGGGUGAUUACGCAAACUUUAGUUGUCCAGACGGACAGUAUAUAGCAUUGCGGAUUGCGAAUUAUGGACGAUUUAGCCUUGGGAUUUGCAAUAAAGAUGGGGUUGCUGACUGGAGUACAACUUGUCAGAAUGAUCGAACCUUAGAAAUCCUUCAGAAAACGCUUGGGUGUAUUUUGGAAUUUUUUAGUGGGAAGGCUUUUGCCCGCCUAGGAAAAAAACAGUAUAUUUUGAACAGAUUGGAAACUUUUAGUUGUGAUGGUAAACGUAAAUGCAGCUUCUUGGUUGAUGAAAGAUGGUUUGAGAGGGAUCCUUGCCCAGGGGUUUCUAAGUACUUGGAAGCGUCUUAUAGCUGCCUAAGAGUUUUAAAUUUUUGUAAAUUUGUAUUGUGGUUCGUUCGAUUGUUUGAUGGUGUGAUUGUUGUUGCUUCACUGCAUGACUUCCUUAUUCGAAGUCCUUAUGCUUUUUAUUUUUCUGUAAAAAAGUCGAUGUUGUGUCGUGCUUUUACAAUCGAUGUUGUGUUGUAUAGAUGUAACGGAAGGAAUGUCUGCUCAGUUACUGUGAACGACGAGUUGUUUGGUGACCCAUGUCCCAAAACGAAGAAAUACUUGGAAUUAAAAUAUGAUUGCACUGACGUAGCUGGUACUAUUUAUUUGAUAUUUAAAUCAUCUUUACGUUCUUCUUUGAGAGUUUGUGAUCGCGUGUCUGCGGCGCCUGUGUCUAGGGAUAAAGGAUUUUGUAAUCCAAUUGAAAGGAGAGGCGUUAAAUGGCCUAAAACAAAAGCUGGAAGUGUUUCAAAAGUACCCUGUCCUGCAAAUUUUCUCGGUCAUGCCGAGUGGCUUUGUAGUUUAAAUGGUACCUGGAGCUCGGGUGGUUAUGAUCUGUCGAACUGUGUCAGUGAAUGGAGUGCUCUGUUAAAGCAGGAUUUGUCAGAGGAAAAGGAUGAAGUGAAUUUAAUAGAUACACUUAACGAAGUCCGAAAAUUGACAAAAAACGAAGAAUUAUAUGGCGGUGAUCUUGCUGUCCUCUCAUCUGUCAUUACUCAUUCUGUUUCACGACUGCCGCGUUCGGAAGGGAACGCUGAAACUUUAGAGCUUGUUGUCGAGAGUGUUAAUAAUAUGGUCAAGAGGAAUCAAGAUUUUGCUUGGUUUGAUUUAAAACCGAAGGAGAGAAAGCGGGUUGCUAGUACUUUGAUGAAUAGUGUGGAUAACAUCGGAGCGAUUGUCGCAUCCUCUUUAGUCUCUGAAAACAUAGAGCACUGCUCAACUUCAUCAAUUGUCGUUGAAGUAUCCAACGUUAAAGUGCAUGAUUAUGUGAAGUUUCCGAGUAUGAGUUUGUACGAUGCGUCAUACGAUUCCGUUGAUAUACCGAGGGAGGCGUUGUCAUCUGUGAUAAAAACUGCUAAUGCUCGGGUUGUAUACGUGAACUACAAAAGUAUGGCUCGCUACACACUUUCCGAGCCGCUUGUUACCGACGAUGGAGCACAUUUACAACAAACAAUAGCUUCCAAUAUAACCUCUGUUUCCGUAAUUAGUGAGAAUGGUGAUAUUGCACCGACAAACCAUCUCACACAUCCAGUAUUUAUCACAUUCGUUAUGAAAAAGCAUAAGAACAUGACAUCUCCUACUUGUGUAUGGUGGGAUACAGCGCUCUCAGAAUGGUCUGCACAAGGAUGUGACCUAGAAAAAACAAAUCAAACACAUACCGUUUGUAGGUGUUCUCACAUGACUCAUUUCGCGGUUUUGAUGAACUUGAAAGGGGAAGCUUUCUCACAGAAAGAUGAAAUACUGCUUACCGCACUUACUUAUGCUGGUUGCACUCUUUCAAUCAUUUGCCUUUUCUUAUCGAUAGCUGCAUUCCACUGCUUUGGCAGAGGGGGUGGUGAUAGGAUUUUUAUCCACAAAAACUUGUGCUUUUCCUUGCUAAUGGCAGAGAGUAUAUUUCUUUUUGGCAUUUGGCGAACAGACGACAAGUUGCACUGUAGCAUAAUUGCUGGAUUGUUACAUUACUUCUUUCUGGCUGCGUUAAUUUGGAUGCUGUUAGAAGGAAUUGAAUUGUACAGAAUGCUUGUCGAAGUAUUCCCCGUGUCAUCGAAAAAAUUUUGUUUAUUUUUGGCUGGAUACGGUGUUUCUGGUGUCAUUGUUGGCAUUUCUAUGUGGUUAGAUUAUUCCAGUUAUGGUACAAAGGAAUAUUGCUGGCUUAAACCAAGCAGUUCGUGCUUUUUGUUUGCUUUUACUGUUCCUGUCUCAGCUGUUAUAAUUUUCAACUUUGCCUUUCUGCUGAUGACUAUUCGGAUUGUUGGGAAGUGCCAUAACUCACCUUUGCGGUAUAAAGGUAGAGACGACAGAACAACAGUCAGUGAUAUUGGGAAAUGGGUUAAAGGCGCUACCGCUCUCAUAUUUCUAUUGGGCUUGACGUGGACAUUUGGAUUCUUUUGGAUUGAUGGGCAGAAUAUGCUUCUAGCCUAUUUGUUUACAAUAUGCAAUGCCCUACAAGGAUUCUUCAUUUUUCUCUAUCAUGUUGUGUGUAACGAUAGAAUGCAGGAAGAUAUUCGUGAGUGGGCAAAGAAUACAUCUUGGGUUCCAAAGUGUUUGACAGGUUCUUCGGGAAGGCCCAAUGCAUCAUCUUAUCGUCCAGGCAACAGAGUUCCAUACAAUCCAAGUUCCAACUCUUCAACAGGAUCAGAAUUACUGUACCCUUCCCUCAAGAUCGACAAAUACCCUCAACGAAUGGUCGCUUCUAUUGACCCUCGUUUCAAUACCUCGGUGCAUAUGGCCUGCUCUAGACGUGACUUUCCUCUCAACGGCGUUUAUGAUUACGCAACAAUCCCGUAUGAGACUCUCUGUUCGCAGCCGUUUUUGCAAAACUCUUGUUUCAAUCAAGUAAGGCAGUAUCCGAUGCGUUCAUCACUAAUUUUUAACGCAGAAACACCUCACUUCCGUCCUCCUCCAAAUUUUCCACCUCCACCUCCCCCACCAGCUCCGAGCGCUGGAGGAAACAAUGCGAUUUUACCGAGACCCCACUCAUCUACGCUGACAAAAGUAUCCGAUGAUUCAGCUUAUAGCGACGGGUCGUCAACUUUUCCCUAUCCAAAUGAGUCGAACUCAUCAUCCGGUAUGCUUCUGAGGAUGGAUUUAACAAGGAACCCCCCAGUAUUCGUCCAAGGAUUAUAA
This is a messenger RNA of Enterobius vermicularis (human pinworm), 3276 nucleotides long. NCBI's taxonomy places the organism in Eukaryota, Metazoa, Nematoda, Chromadorea, Rhabditida, Oxyuridae. The record is from the annotation of a GenBank genome assembly.